UGUGUGUGUGUGUGUGUGUGUGUGUAUGUGUGACAGCAGUCGACCGACAGAAGCCAGAGAGACAGAGUGUCUUUUCUCAGCAGCUCACUUCUUAUGAGAGUUUAUCUGUUUUGUAGAUGUAGAUGCCACCGAGUGUGUGAGUGUGUGUCUGUGUGAGAGAGAAAGAGAGAGAGAAAGAGAGUGUGUGACAUGCCUGAGGAGGAAUAUUAGUCACAUGAACAUCAGAAUGGAUUUCCAGCAUCGGGCAGCUCUGGAUAUCUCCACCAGGAACCCUCAGGAUGAUUUUGAGAUACUGCUGAGAGUCGGAGGAGGAACCUACGGAGAAGUUUACAAGGCACGUAACAAGCAGAAUGGAGAGCUGGCAGCCAUCAAGGUCAUCAAGAUGGAACCAGAGGAUGAUUUUUCGAUCAUCCAGCAGGAAAUCGUCAUAGUAAAGAGCUGCAAACACCCCAACAUAGUGGCAUAUUAUGGCAGCUACAUACGAGCUAAUAAACUAUGGAUCUGUAUGGAGUUCUGUGGAGGAGGCUCCCUCCAGGAUGUCUACCAUGUGACUGGUCCUCUGUCUGAGCCACAGAUCGCCUACAUCUGCAGGGAGAUGCUACAGGGUCUGGACUACCUGCAUGCACAGAAGAAAAUCCACAGAGACAUCAAGGGUGCCAACAUCCUCCUCAACGAUCAGGGCGAGGUCAAGCUAGCUGAUUUUGGGAUCUCAGCUCAAAUCACAGCCACUCUGGCCCGGCGAAUGUCCUUCAUCGGGACGCCAUAUUGGAUGGCACCAGAGGUGGCAGCAGUGGAGAUUAAAGGUGGAUACAAUGAACUUUGUGACGUCUGGUCUGUGGGAAUCACAGCCAUAGAACUGGCAGAGCUACAGCCGCCAAUGUUUGAUGUCCACCCGCUGCGGGUCCUGUUUCUCAUGUCCAAGAGCGGCUACCAGCCUCCUAAACUGAAGGACAAGUCUAAAUGGUCCUCCAUGUUUUAUAACUUUGUAAAGGCCAUGCUGGUGAGGAACCCGAAGAAGAGACCGAGCGCCGCCAAGAUGCUUUCACACAUGUUUUUGACCCAGCAGUGCCUGAACCAGGAGCUGACCCUUGACCUGCUAGAGAAGUAUCGAAACCCUGAGAAACUGAAGACCUGCCUGGUGACGGAGGACGACGAGAUGGAGGUUGUCGUGCCUGGAUCUUUAAAGAGGAUCCAGUCUAUCAACAAGCACAACCAGGCAGAGAGGACAAACUCUGACAUAAGCUUGGAACAGAUCUACACCCGCAGGCCUGUGAAGAAACAGUCACCAAACACAACGUUAAGGCCUUCAGUGGGAUCAACCGGCAGUAGCAAGAGUCCAAUGAGGGAUCAGGACACAGACUCAGAUGAUGACUAUGAUGAUGUGGAUAUCCCUACGAUACAAUCCACCAGCAAUCUCACAAUACCAGCUGAUGAAAUCCCACCUCCACUUCCUCCAAAGCCCAAAGCGCGGACCAGCUCAGAGGAGAGCAUGGCAGGGGAAGACGAACGGACGAGGAAACCUUGCUCACUCUACGCCCCCUCCCCUCUCAUCAGGACCUCCAGUGGGACCCACGUCCGACCUACGCCCCAACCCCGAUCCUCACGACACUCAGACCCUUCAUCCUUCUCUGCCCAUUUGAAUGACAUCCCGCAAGACCUCCUCCCUCCUGAGCUUCCCCCUAAAGGCAUACGCAGACGGCAACCCCCAACAAAGGACCCUGCUGAGUGUGUCAGCCCCGUCACGAAGAAACCUCCUGUCUACUUUAAAAAGAUCUUCCAUGGCUGCCCUCUUAAAAUAAACUGGUCCACGACCUGGGAAAACCCAGCUACCAAAGACCAGCAUCUGAUCCUGGGGGCAGAGGAAGGAAUCUAUACCUUGAACCUCAAUGGCUCGGAGGCGACAAUGGAGCUGUUGUAUCCUGGGAAGUGUACCUGGGUCUACACCAUUAAUAACGUCCUCAUGUCUGUAUCAGGCAAAUCAUCACAGCUUCACUCCCAUUCACUGAAGGAGUUGUAUGAACAGGCUCGGAAAGACCAGAGGAUGGUUGCCUUGCCGACUCACAGACUGUUACCAAGGAAGUUUGCAGUGACGUGUAAAAUACCCGAUACCAAAGGCUGCAAGACCUGCUCAGUUGCAGGUAGCUUGCAGCGAGGCUGUGUAUUCCUGUGCUGUGGUCUAGAGUCCAGUGUAGUGCUGCUGCAGUGGUACGAGCCAAUGCACAAGUUCAUGCUCAUUAAGCAUUUUGACUUCCCCCUACCCAACCCUGUACGGGUGUUUGAGAUGAUCGUGGUGCCCCAGCAAGAGUACCCACUGGUGUGUAUCGGGGUUUCUCGGGGAUCCAACCCCAACCAGCCAGUCGUUAUUGAAUACAUCAACCUCAACUCCAACACAUCCUGGUUCACCAACUCCGGCCUGGAGAAACCUUGCCCAGAUGUAGUUCAAGUACACCAGUUGGACAGUCACUCGCUGCUCGUCCUCGUAGAAAGGUCGGUACAUAUAGUUGGUCUGGAGGGGGAGUCGAAGAGCAACAGGCCUCUGCCACUCGAGACCACGUUCUCUCAUGAUAUUGAGUCUAUAGUGCCUUUUGAGGACACGCUGCUGGUAGUAUGGCGUCACGGUUGGCUGAGAAGAGGACAAGGUAUAAACGAGGGGGCGGAGAAUAUCACCGACCACAAGAAGAUCUACAGACUGGUGCAGUCAGACAGGAUGGUUGUCCUGGAGACGCAUCAGACCGAGGACCAGUCGGGGUUGUCCAACCUUUACGUCCUGGAAAUCGCUGAGAACUACGUCAUCCUACCCUGAAUCUCCUGUCUGCUGGCCUAAGGCAUCAUGGGAAACUCCCAACUCUGCUUCCAUAUGAAUGCUUCUGCCCGGGACUUUCAUCCACAUUGACGGGCAUGGAGGCGUCACUGCCACAGUAUUUUAUUUUCUAAUGGGAGUAGAUAUGUCGGAAGGAAAUGAUGGAAGGAUGUUGCUAAUUCAUACUGACCUGAGAGGAUCGUUGUGUGUUGUAGCCUUUGUCCCUCAAUCUUGAGGAGUCUGCUCUUAUUUAUGCUAAUUUCAACUUGGUUUCUGAGAUCCAGAACAAUCUCCAGAAUCCAGACAGCUGAGAAAACCGUAACUGAAUAGUGAAGGAAGGUUCUCCUCCGACAACUAAAGAGGAGUAUCUGUGUCCUUCCGCCACAGUAUUGUCGAUCGCAGCAGCAGCCGCGUGAAGGGAAUGAAAUAUAUGGCUUCAGAUCCCACAUACAAGCAUAAAAAAGGACUGGAGCACUGCUGUUGCUCAUUCUGUGUGUUGUUUUUUUUAAACCUGAGUUUGUAUGUCAGUGUUGGAUCAAAGAUAUACACUUCUUACUGCCGUUACACUGUAAUAAAGAUAAUUA
Molecule: messenger RNA, 3384 nt
Organism: Morone saxatilis (striped sea-bass)
Lineage: Eukaryota; Metazoa; Chordata; Actinopteri; Moronidae
Product: mitogen-activated protein kinase kinase kinase kinase 5-like
Exons: 32
Coding region: 215-2803 (862 amino acids)
Biological process (GO): protein phosphorylation
Molecular function (GO): ATP binding; MAP kinase kinase kinase kinase activity
Source: RefSeq, a predicted model, not a curated record